Molecule: messenger RNA, 1178 nt
Organism: Hydractinia symbiolongicarpus
Lineage: Eukaryota; Metazoa; Cnidaria; Hydrozoa; Anthoathecata; Hydractiniidae
Exons: 6
Coding region: 1-1137 (378 amino acids)
Source: RefSeq, a predicted model, not a curated record
AUGUUUCUUAGCAUAACUAGAAUUUCAAUGCUAUGGUUUACAUCUUUCCUGUUAAGAGAAAAGUUUGAAGAUGUUAUGGAAAGGGUAGCUCCACUUUUAUUUGAAAAUUAUUUACACGAUAGAUCAGAUCCUUUUAUUCUAAAAUUUAUUAAUCCGAACAUACGUCAAACACGGGUGAAGAAAAAUAGCAAGUUAGACAUACAAAGCGAAGUAGAUGUAAUUGAACCUGCGGUUGCUAUUCAAACGCAAAAUAUCAAGUUAAGACUGAAAGCAAUCACAGAAAUGAAAAAUAGUACAGUGAGCAAUAACACAUCAAAGGAAGUUACAAUACAGACCACAGAAUACAUCGCAAAGACGAAAUGUACGGCUACCGAAGGUACAGACACGCAUACAGUGGAAAAGGUUGUCUUAGCAACGGCAUUGGGCGCACUUAGAUCGAAGCGUAGAAAUUCGAAAGCCUUCUCAGCAUCGGGGAUUGUCACAAAUGAAGGGCUGAACGAUAUCAACUUGCUAAUGAAAGUACUUCAAGACAAAGAGCAGUUGGAUGACGUCACGAACGUAGAAAUUUUACAGCUUGUAAACACAUUGAGAGAGGAGUUGAUGUUGAAUGAGAUUGAACAGGUUCAUGCUCCCCGUGAUAUAAGAAUGAACUUAAUACCCAGUCCUAUGCGAAGAGACAUGGUUCCAGGUGUAGCUGGAGAAAGAAUAGUCAGCAAACUAAGAGUGUUGCCAAAGAUAGAUACAGUAAAAAAAUCACAAGUAAAUCGUAUGAAAGCUAUCCCCGAAAGACAUGGGAACGCAACAGUUUUCAAACAAAAUGGACACACCAAAUACGGCUUAAUUCAAUUCCAUUGGACCACAUACACUCCCCGUUAUGACAUGGAUACAAACGAAUAUUGCAGAUCUGCUCAUCAAAACAAACCCGUUAAUAAACCAGCUAAAGUUGCAGUAAAGAAGCAGGAAAAGAAUCAGGUGACUCCACGUUUACCUUUCAUUUGGAAGCGGAGGUUGAACAACACACCUAUCAGUUGUCGUCCAAGUGGAAUGCUCAAUAAUCAUACUGUCCUACCUGCAAUUGAAGCAGUUGGUAAGGAUACGAAAAUGUCGAUAAGUCUACACACACUAUUACCUUUGUAGAGAGAACUAUCAUCCUAUAAAACAACCUUAUUUUCUAUUUA